AUUGCCCCUCAAGCUCCAUAACUCCAAUUCAGUUCUUGUCCGCUAGUAGUCGUAGUGAUAUGGAGUAUAUUUCUGAUCCUUCGUUUUUUUUAAAAAAAAAACACUCUUUUCUAGGUAAUAAUUCAAUACGAAUCUACGAUAUAAGAGAUAAGAAAAAAUCAAGCAAAGCUUUCUCAUACACAGCUCAAGGAUCUUCCCACAUGGGUUCUCUUGACUUGCCUCACGCUUCAUCGUUCAAGGGGGGAAGCGAAAUAUUUCUUAGGAAUGUGUUCGAAAAUAUAUUGAAAACGUAUCUUAGAAAGAAUCCGACCGCGAAGACGAUAUGGAAACUAGUUCAGUCAGUGGACAACGAGAAGAUCUGUUACGACCACUUCACUUUCAGGACAUUUAAGGUAGAUGGUUACGGAAUUGAUUCCUUGUCGAGUUUUUUCAUGGAUUAUGGAUAUAAAAUUGGAGGCGGACUUGACUUUCCAAAGAAGAAACUACGAGUUCUCUGGUUUUCUCCUCCUGAUGUUCACGUCCCUAAUGACGGUCACGGUCUAGCCAACGGCCCUUUGCCACGACUAGUUAUAGCCGAGCUUCUUGUGGACGAACUAAGCUUUGAAUCACAAGAGAUAGUAAGGAGGUAUUUGAUACCAGAAGGUGGUAAGCAAGCGGUUCUUUCAAGUACUUUGGGAUCUUUAAUAUGGGAGAAGCCUACAUGGACCGACUUCAAGCAACUUGCAAAAACUAAACUAGUGUGA
This is a messenger RNA of Thlaspi arvense, 743 nucleotides long. The record is from the annotation of a GenBank genome assembly. Lineage: Eukaryota; Viridiplantae; Streptophyta; Magnoliopsida; Brassicales; Brassicaceae.